This is a messenger RNA of Vitrella brassicaformis, 1457 nucleotides long. The record is from the annotation of a GenBank genome assembly. Lineage: Eukaryota; Vitrellaceae.
ACGCACCUAGAUCUUUGGAUGGGUCAGGCUCGCGGCAUGCAGUGCAUUGCAGAGUGACACACACCACACCCUGUCCACUCACUGUUCGUCACUCUCAAGCGGAGCGAUGCACAGUUACAUAAAGAAACACAACAGGCUGCCCUGCCCGUUCCCCUCUCUCUUCCCCCCGACGACUGAUGGCCGAUCAAUCACUCAGUUCUUGCCAAUGUUGAUGGCGGCAUCGCCCCCCUUGGCCUUGGACGCGUCCAGAGGGUUCAUCAGACUCUCGAACCAUUGCACAAACUCGUUCUUCUCCCCGCCCUGGGGCUUCUUCGCCACCUGCCUCAUCCACACACACACAACCAAAGGGAUGAUUUAGUUGAGUGGGGCUAGGGAGAGGCGUUGCGCUCCUGUGUGAGUGGGUGAGACCUGACCUUGACAGGUUCGUCAGGGUAUGCCCUCAGGUUGUAGCCGUACUCGAACUCGGCCUCCCCGCCCUCGGGCGACUCUUUGAGCUUCGGAUACAGCUUGAACAGACCCUGAUACAUGUAUCAGUACAUCAGGCGAGGGACGCACAAGAAGACACACGAGCAUAUGGGCACAAAGAAAGACGGGCUUAUCGGGCGAGGCGAGCGCCGUGACUGACUGACCUUCUUCAUCUGUUCUUCCUCCUUGUAUAUGACGUCAUCGAUCUUCAUCUUUCUGGGGACGGCCAUAGACCCCACCGGCACCCACGCCUCGUCAGGCAGACCUUUCGGACGAGCCCACACCUGACGGAUGGACACACAGACGUCAAGCGAAUGAAUGGUGCAGAGGACACCACACCCAGGGGCAUGCCUGCCUGCCUGCCUGCCUGCCUGGAAUCCAUCCAUCCAUCAUGUGCGGCCGGCCGGCCAUUCAUGCUGCGUCACGUACGGCGUAUUCAGGGAUGCCCUUGGCGGCCAGCUCGUCAUACGCCUUGGCAUACUUCUGAGCCUGCACACAGCACAGCCAAACACCACCACACAGACAGACAGACAGAGAGUGAAUCAAUGCCCAUCGUUUUCUGACUGGUUGCUCGAUCAUACUUCAGGGUCGAGAUCGUUGUCCUUCUUGCCCUUCUUGACGGGCUUGGGCGGCUUGUCACCAAAGCCUUUGAAGUCCUUUGCCGCAUCCAACACACCCAGCCGCCUCCCGUCAGCAGCCAAUCUUCGUCUCGGCGCUGACGGCGGGUCGAAAGAUGCUGGCGAUGAAGCAUGCCGUGAGUGUGGCGCCGGCCACCUGAGGAGAGGAGGCUGAAAGCAGUGUGCCGCUGGCGGCAAGAGGAGAAGAUGAGCCAAGAUGGCGAAGAUCGUGGCUGUUAGCCGUCGCCAUUGACUGCAUUUGCAGACGGCUGUUAUCUGCCGACGAGCUGCCUCGGGAGGUGCCUCAGCCACAGGCGCCAUCUGGCUCACUUCGUGAGGGGUUUGCGUUGAGCUUAGGAAACAGGGUUUUUGUGA